Ceutorhynchus assimilis (cabbage seed weevil) is the source of this 642-nucleotide messenger RNA. The record is from the annotation of a GenBank genome assembly. Lineage: Eukaryota; Metazoa; Arthropoda; Insecta; Coleoptera; Curculionidae.
AUGAAAAAUUCACCAGAAGCCACACUGAAGCCGUCUCCGAAGCCCCCCGUCGAUGAACAGCCUUUUUCCAUGUUCUCUGGAAGAGCCAUGGGGCAGAUCGGGGCACCCAUGUCUUCAAGCCCCCCUGUCGAUGGAGCAGAAUUUUCCACAUUCUCCGAAAAACCUAGGAAGGACACCUGGCAGACAUGGUACAAGCUGUUACCGAAAAAUUACAAGCCAAUUUCUGAAUCCCACGCCCCCAAACCCGGGUACAAGCUGUUACCGGUGGAUAAUUACAAGCCAGUUUUUGAUGCGCAAGGUAGAGCCCUCAGACCGAUUUUAGGAAAGGGAGAGAUGCUGCAGUGCAAGCAAGUUAGGGAUGAAACUUCUUGGUGCCCAUACUGCCCCCACUGCAACGAACAGAGGAUGAAGAAGCUUCAAUAGAUGGGUACUAUCUAUUUGUAGUUUUUGUUCCGACUUAAGGUUAACCUUAAUCAUAAGAAAAAAAAUGCUUCCUCAGAAUACUUUUGUGUUAUUAGAAUGUAGCUUUUUCAUUCAGAAUUUUUUGUUUAAUUAAUUAUUCAUAUUAGGUACCUACUAUAUAGUUAGAGUUUUGAGUUCUGUUCAGUUUUAAUAAUAAAUAAAUGCAAUUAAUUUAAUGUA